Megalobrama amblycephala (Wuchang bream) is the source of this 2821-nucleotide messenger RNA. RefSeq lists its product as uncharacterized. The record is from RefSeq and is a predicted model, not a curated record. The coding region runs from base 1168 to 2562 and encodes 464 amino acids. The transcript is spliced from 4 exons. NCBI's taxonomy places the organism in Eukaryota, Metazoa, Chordata, Actinopteri, Cypriniformes, Xenocyprididae.
ACAAUUGCAAUUUUGAGACCAAUGUCUACUCUACAUUUAAUUCCCAUAAAUGUAGAGAGCAUGGAGCGCUUGAUCAAAGGCAGUUGAAAUCUGGCAUUCUCUUGCACGUUUCUACUCACAGUGUAGAUAAUGUGCAACAAGAAGAGCCUUUGAGCCCUGAUCCUGUAGAUGAACAUGUGGAGGAAAGUUAUAUAGAGAGUGAAAACCUUGAUGCAUUGCAUCAUCAAUUGGAACAUAAUUUAGCCUCUCUUUUUCUCAAAAUGCAGGCAAUUUUGCAUGUUUCUGAUUUGGCUGCGCAAGAAAUAAUUCAACAAAUAAAUCAAAUUUUACUUUUUUCAGAGCCCCUUGUCUAUCAUGCUGUUCAGCAAAUUCUUCUUGAACAUGGACUGAGUGGCUGUGAUUCACUAGUGAGAAAAAUAGUAAAUGCCGUAAAAGACAGUAACCCAAUCUUGACUAUGACUAAAGAUGGUGAGCCUCUUUCCACAAUAAGUAGAAGAGCAUCAUAUUUUCAGAGUGAAUUUCCGAUUGUCGUGCCAAUUGAAUACAAGCUUGAUUCACAGUCAGUCUCUUAUGUGCCAGUUCUGCAAAUGUUGCAGAAACUUCUAAAUAGGGCUGACAUUCUUAAUAGGGUCCUUUGCAAUGAUCGAUCCGUUAAUGAAUUCAAGACUUACAGAGAUGGCACUCACUAUCAAGAAAAUGACUUUUUCAACACUGAGACCUUCAGGAUUGUCCUGGGUCUUUAUGUUGAUGAAUUUGAGCUUGCCAAUCCUCUUGGCACUUCCCGAAAAAAACACAAAAUGUUCGCUCUCUAUUGGGUUCUAGCCAACCUACCCUCAAAAGAUCGUUCAUCACUUCAGUCAAUUCAGCUAGCAAUUUUAUGCAGAGCUAGUGCAGUUAAACAACAUGGUUACACAGACAUCUUGCGCCCAUUUGUUCAGGACCUUGAAACUCUUGAAAAGCAUGGUGUAUACAUUGAACAGUUAGGAGACUCUGUGAAAGGAAGUGUGCUUUUUGUGUCUUCUGAUAAUUUAGGUGCUCAUUCCUUUGCAGGACUACAGGAGAGUUUCACUGUUGAACACCCAUGUCGGUUCUGCUUUGCAAGCAGAUCUGAAAUCCAGGAGAAGGAGGUCCGGUCAGGAGCAUUUGAACUGCGAACCAAGCAGGAGCAUGACAGAGAGACCAAAUAUGGAGACAAGGACCAUACUCCGAGUUAUAGUUUGUGACAACGACAUCAGAAAAAUCGUACUUCCUUUGAAACCACAGACAGUUGACUCACUGUUGGAACAACUUGAAGAAAAGCUGGGACUUCAGUACAAGUUCACACUUCAGUUUGAGGAUCCAGACUUCAACAAUUCCCUUGUGAAUCUUACCGACAUUGCUGAUUUGCCAGAUAAACCCACACUGAAGAUUGUCUCACUUGUGACGACACCAACCCCUAGCACAGCUGACACUGAAAUCCUGUCUGUGGCUUCUGAUGAUCCAUGUCAUAGUCUACGUACUGCAUGGCCAGAAACUUUCGAGAUCCCUAAUUUUCCUGUUGAUGUUGAAUACAGAUUACGUCAGGGAAAUCUACAGUACAUGCGAGAUCAAACAUAUCUACAAUUGUCAGGAGAGCUUAAGCAUGAGAUUCUUGAAAAACUCUCUGAGACAAUAUACAGUUACAAAGCUUACCCAAAUAAGGAAGAUUUCGAGGCUGUUGCUGCUGCUUUGAUAAAAAAACAUCCCUGCCUUACCCAGCCUGGCUCAUCUAAGGGGUGGAAUGGGUGGUAUGAUAGCCUUAGAUGGAAAAUGGGUAAUUACCGCUCAAAACUGCGUCGAGCUGGAUGUUUGGAGGUAUCCAUAAAUGGUGGAAAAAGAAGAGGACAGCAGCCUCAGAGAAACGUCAAAAGACCCAAGAGGUUUGAAAUAAAUUUCCUACCGAAUUUCCCUGAUGGUGAAGAUGAAGCCAGCAUGGAAUCCAAAAGGAAAGAGAUGGUGGAAGAGAUGAAGAAACGUCGUCUUAAUUCUGCACUGAUAGCCCAGAACAUGAAUUCUACUUUUGCCUUGCGUAGAAAGGAAUUGAUAGAGAAGGAGCCUGCAGUGAAGAACACGGUGGAAAGGUGGCCAGCCCUCUUCACAAAUGGUCAGAAAUCCAACGUCAAUGCGAGACGAACAGCCGUUCUUCAUGGCCUACCACUCCUCCUCGGAGAAGACCCCACCGAUUUUUACAAGACAUGCUUUGACUGUGAUAGCAAUGAAGACAUGCUCGACACGGCAAUCGGUAUCAUGACAGUGAUUCCCGAGGACUCUCCAACUGUGCCCUACUCCUUGCAUCUUGAUGCCACAACAACGGCAAUCAUUUUGGAAGGUACAGUGGUUGUGGAUAACCUUGAAAAUGUUCCACAAGCAAUGUGUCUGCUCUUUGGGCUAAUUUAUGCUCUAAACUUAGAGUAUCCAGCAGCACUGAAAAGCACAUUUGAUUUCCUACAGAGAGUGAUUUUGUCCCUUGGCCACAAGUCACUGAAACCUAAAAUCCAAUCACUAAAAAAAUCGCCUAAUGCAGUAAUGUUUUUUCAUGGUUAACCAUUACUGAGUUGAGUUUGAAUAGAUCUAUGCCUUUUAAGAACUCAAAUUGUUCAGUGCUACUGUUUUACAGAUACUUGUUUUUCCAAAAAAUGUUUUAGAAUAGUUUUAUUAGAAGAUAACUUUUAAAGAGAACUGUAUUAGAAAAUUUGUUCUAUACUAAACUCUAUACCUGUACUUAACAGACUGUUAAGUGUUUGCAAGAUUUGCUUUUGACCACUUUGUAAACAUGUAAAAGACAAAGAAACAUUGCACCUUU